Messenger RNA from Cladocopium goreaui, 2175 nucleotides. Lineage: Eukaryota; Dinophyceae; Suessiales; Symbiodiniaceae. The record is from the annotation of a GenBank genome assembly.
AUGCUGCGGCUGCUGGGACUUCUGCAGAUCUGGAGGCUACAAGCUCUGGACAAUGGUCUGGCGCGUGUACCUGCCAUGGGCUACAACACCUGGUACGACUUUGAAUGUUCUGAUGGGAUGAACGAGUCGACGUUGCGAGACGUGGCUGAUGCCAUGGUGAAAAGCGGCUUAAGAGACCUCGGAUACCGGUAUUUAAAUCUGGAUGACUGUUGGGCCAAGAGUCGCAAGGACGAUGGAACUUUGGUAGCCGAUCAGGCAAAGUUUCCUGAUGGAACGCUGAAGCCGUUGGCGGACUAUGUUCACAGCAAGGGUCUGCUCUUUGGCACCUACACGGAUCGUGGGGACCUAACCUGUGCUGGUCGACCCGGAGCUGCCAGGCACGAGGAGAUUGAUGCCAAGACCUAUGCCCUGUGGGGCGUGGACUACCUCAAGGAGGACAGUUGCAACGCCAGUGGAGACCACCAAACUGCCUUUGCAGAGUACGGCAAGAUGCGCGAUGCACUGAACAGCACGGGGCGCAAGGUGCUCUUCAGCCUGUGCGGUUGGAGCAGUUGGUAUGCACCGGUGGGCGCCUUGCUGGGCAACAGUUGGCGCAUUGGGCCCGACGACAACAACUGGGAUGGGGUGCUCAGGAACAUUGACAUCAUGAAUGGCUUGCAGAAGUAUGCAGGCCCUGGCGGCUGGAACGACCCGUGCCUCCUCUUGAGUCGCAAAUGGUCGGGUCAGCAACGCAUGACGGAGCUGCAAACACGCGCGCAAUUCUCCAUUUGGGCUGUGCUUGCAGCUCCCUUGCUGAUCAGUGGCAGCGUGUUGAACAUGACAUCAGAGACCUUGGCGACAUACAGCAACAAGGAAGUUAUUGCUGUGAACCAGGAUGUGGCCGGCCACCAGGGCUGGAGGAUCCAGGGCAGGGCACUGGCAGAUGGGUCGAGUGUUGGAAACAUUUGGGCCAAGCCUCUCUCGGAUGGUGCCUUCGCCCUGGUUUUUCUGAACGUUGCCACGGAGGAGUUGAAGCUGACCUGUGAUGAGGACUGUUUCGGCUCACUGGGCUUUCACAAAAGCGACCGGCUGACGCUACGAGACUUGUGGGCUCAUAAGCCUUUGGCCGAGAUGCGUCCGCAAGAGGGCUUGGUGGCGGGGCUGCCCCCUGCUGGAGGACAUUUCAUGGUCUUAGUGAAGAAGAAAGUCGACGAAAAUCAGGCCAAAGAUACGCAAGACGAGUACGAGUCGGGCUUUGCUGAGAAGUACUUGCAGGCGGCAGCUGCGAUGCAGGGUCCCUCUGACGCUGGCGAACGCGCUGGGAAUGACGCCGCGACGCCCUCCAAAGAAAGCCAUGAGGGGAAUGAGAAGAUGGGCAACAUGAUGAAGGCCAUGAUGAGCAUGAUGCCGAUGAUGAUGGGCAUGAACCCUAUGAUGAUGGGUGGCUGCGGAAAGGGCGGCAGCUGUGGAAGCAACUGUGGCUGCGGAGGCUGCGGCGGUUGCGGCUGCGGCUGCGGUGGCUGCGGUAGCUGUGGUGGCUGCGGUGGCUGCGGUGGCUGCGGUGGCUGCGGUGGUUGCGGUGGCUGUGGCAACUGCGGCUGUGGAUGUUGCGGUGGUUGCGGCUGCCCUUGCGGCGGGUGCGGAGGAUGCGGUUGUGGUAGCUGCGGUGGAUGUGGGAGUUGUAGCAGUUCCUGUGGCUGUGGCAACUGUGGCAACUGUGGCUGCAGCGGUUGCGGGUGCUGUGGCAAUUGUCCCGGCUGCGGAAAUUGCAGCGGCUGUGGAACUUGCGGAGGUUGCGGAAACUGCGGCUGCGGAAAUUGCGGCUGCGGAAAUUGCGGCUGUGGAAAUUGCGGCCCCUGCUGUGGAUGUGGUUGCAACUGUGGUUGUGGCGGUUGCGGCUGUGGCUGUGGAGGAUGUGGUUGCGGUGGCUGCGGGGGGUGUGGUGGCUGUGGCUGCGGAGGUUGUGGAGGUUGUGGCUGUUGUGGCUGUGGUGGUUGCGGGGGCUGUGGUUGUGGCUCCUGCGGCUGCGGUCCGUGCGGUUGCACUGGCUGCGGCGGCUGUAAUGGUUGUGAUGGUGGAUGUGGCGGCUGCUGCGGCAACGGCGGAUGUGCCGGUGGCAAUGGAUCAACUUCAGAUGCUCCAACCUCUGUUGCUCUGCGGACGGAGUCGAGCAAGGAGCGGUCCCAGCCCUACUGA